Molecule: messenger RNA, 1453 nt
Organism: Stereum hirsutum FP-91666 SS1
Lineage: Eukaryota; Fungi; Basidiomycota; Agaricomycetes; Russulales; Stereaceae
Exons: 4
Coding region: 691-1059 (122 amino acids)
Molecular function (GO): carbon-sulfur lyase activity
Source: RefSeq, a predicted model, not a curated record
CGUAAACUGACCUCCUUGAAUGCUCUUUGUUUUUGUUGACCUUCGCUCACGACACCUUCGCGCCCACCAGAAAUCGAACCUUUCAUCUCACGCCGUGCACUGCGCAACCUCAAUCUCAUCAUGACGCAGCGUCUCUUUACACUGAAUGCUUGUCUGACCGACAUGUCUCGAACUGCGGGGACGCCUCAGCAGGGCAACGCACACAUGCCGCCUACUUCCUGUUUCUCCCCAUUCCGCCCACAAGACCUGAUUUUGUCGAUUCGCCCAUGCGCAAACAGUGUCGCCGAGCUAUCGCGAGACUUCGAUGGGAUUUGAUGGCCAAUUUUGAGGGAUACAACGCAAGCUUGACUCAGCCAAAUCGGGGGCCACAUACGGCGAGUGCGCGAACCGCGUUGGAGGGCGCACAUUCGUGGUGUCAGAGGGGGCGUAUUGCAGAAUCUCAGGCAGGCUACACAAGGCGAACGCGAGAACUACAAUGCCAUUGGAGGAUACAGCCCUUCCAUCCUCCCGAUAUAAGGCGCGCUCAAUCAGUAUACAUUUACUCCAGGUCUAGCAUCCUACUAGCGAGGCCUUCACUCCAUCGAACGCUACAUCGCGCUUCACCGCUACAGUUCUUCACAACAAUGGCCGCACCCAGCUCCACCAUCGACAAAUCCAAACCCUACUUUCCUCUGGCAGGGUCCGCGAACGAUGGCUGGUCCAAAGAAGGUGAAGCCACGGCCACAAUGCUUCUGUGGCGCCGUGCAACUGGCAUUCCCAACCGAAGGGCCGGGCCUGGUCGACAGCUUUGUCUGUAACUGCUCCGACUGCCACAAAAUCACUGCGUCCAUGUUCGCAUCCAAUUUCAUCAUCGCCGACACGCACCUAAAGCAUCUACGUGGCCGCGAGAACCUGAAGACUUUCAGCCAAUCACUCACCAUCGCCUCGGGCAACAGCAUGACGAACCACUUCUGCUCGACGUGCGGCACGCUCAUGUACCGCGUCAGCUCCGGUUCCCGGGGAAAAGCAUCUUACGGAUUGGCACCAUUGACGAUUUCCAUCUGCACGAGACCAAGUUGAGACCCAGAGUGGAGCAGUUCACCAAGAAUCGUGUGGGCUGGCUGGGCGGCGUGGAGGGGGUUAGACAGGUUGAGGGGAGUGCUUACUCUUAGAGGGGCGGAAGAGCCCCUGCGGUCCUGAUUUCGAAUUUCGCAGGGCUCGACGCCGCCACCUCCCUUGAUCUAGCCGAUAUCUUGAGCACGUUACAGACGGUCAGGGACUGUGCGGCGGGGAUGGGAGACAAGGAUGCGAGGAGGGCAAUUGGGGUAUGGGUGGCUUCGGAGUCCGUAGUUUGUGAUUGAGAGGGUGCGGAUGGGUGACGAUGCGGAGGAGGAUGAGGAUGAAACUGAAGUUGGAGCUGGAGUUGUAGACAUUCAGAAUGGGGAUGCGGGAGAGAAAGAGAAGGUACAAGGUU